CUUUCCAAAGCAGAGCUUUUCCUGCUUUCCGGGUCGCUGUGUAAGUUUGACCGACAUCCCGCAAAUGUGGGUCAUACAGUUACUGCGGUUAUUCGAAUAUCUCGCUUCUUCUCAAGCACGCUUAUUGGUUAGAAACAUUUUCUGCCUAUGUGCAAUCAUAACCAAGUACACUUACGAUCUUCCUUACCCCUAAACUUUAUGAUCCUCUAUUUACUUAUCCACGACUAAGGGUACGUGCGUUGAGCUUGCUUGAGAUCCUGAGUUCUCGCGACAAUUGGUCUAUGCGAAGCUUCGUCAACAUUGACGAUUAUUCGAUUGCGACCAAUCACUUGGCCUACGUCAAAGACAUCAUCAUGGAGAAGGACGACCAGCCUGUGUGGUCGAAAAUUGGUUUUCGCAUAGUGUUAAAUGUUGUCACUCAUCCCCUAGAUUAUGCCAAAACUUUAAUUCAAAUUGGAUAUGAACCAAUUGACCCUAGACAAACUACUUCAAUUUUCGGUAAACCUGUGCUUGGCCUACCAAAUAUUUUUCAGUACGUGAGCUACAUCAAAAGUGUUGAUGGAUUAACUGGUUGCUAUCGUGGUUUGGCUCCUAGGCUAUGUGCUAAUGCUAUUUAUGCCAUAGCUUAUGAUAAGGCAGUCAGUUCAGUAGAGUUUGAAGACGAACCAGAUGACAGUGUACCUAUCGAUGAGUUAGAAGAUCAUAAAAGGGACAAGAAGUAUGUACAAGACUUUUUUAGAACAUUAAUAGGAAGAACUGUUGCAAUUGUUUGCAGUCAUCCAUUGGAAGUGGUAACUGUAAGAAUGAUGGCACAGUUUGUAGGUGGUGAAACAAAAUAUGACUCAAUAAUUGGAUCUUUUGGAGAAAUUUACAAAGAAAAUGGCAUCUCAGGAUUUUUUGCUGGUCUAGUUCCCAAACUUGUCGCUAGUUUUACUACUCUAGUUAUAGUCAACACUUCAACGUAUGUGCUCAAUAAAUAUUUCAUUCAUGACAGAGAAUUACGAGGUUUUAUGAAUGCUACAGUGACAUUUUUGGCAUCUACAUUUACCUAUCCGUUCUUAGUGGUUUCACAAUGUAUGGCGGUAAACAAAUGCGGAUUAACGGCAGGUGAACUGCCAAUGAUGCCAGUUUAUGCUGAUUGGACAGACUGUUGGAAACAUCUGUCUCGCAGUAAUCAAUUGAAAAGAGGUAGUAGUUUAUUUUUCCGGUAUUACACUGGACCGCAAGUCAUAAUUAAUGGAAGACCAGUAGUCGAUAAAUCAAAUCGAUUCUUCAAGAAAAUUGAUUAGAAGAAACUAUAACUACAACAAAAUUAAUUGAUUGUGCACUGCCCUAAGUGUGUUGUUUUAUAAAUUUUUCUUGGCACCUGUAGAUUGUGCCUGACUUUAAAAAUCAAUGCAUUUAACCGUAAUAGAUGGAUGAGUGUAUAAUUUCUGUUACAGAUGUGAAUUAUUACUAAUGAUAUUACAAAUACAUUGCAAGUUGUUGACGUUUACGACAAGUUUUUAUCUCGUUAGAAACGAGUGAUAUUUCUUAACUGUUGAUUUUCCUUCUUCUUUGAAUUUUUAUUCAUGUAAAUAAGUGAUGAAAUAAUCUAUAAGAUCGAUAUAUAAAUAUAUUCUAAAUUUUA
This is a messenger RNA of Trichogramma pretiosum, 1630 nucleotides long. Its product is annotated as mitochondrial carrier homolog 2-like. NCBI's taxonomy places the organism in Eukaryota, Metazoa, Arthropoda, Insecta, Hymenoptera, Trichogrammatidae. Bases 282 to 1289 code for a protein of 335 amino acids. The transcript is spliced from 7 exons. The record is from RefSeq and is a predicted model, not a curated record.